Molecule: messenger RNA, 6440 nt
Organism: Equus caballus (horse)
Lineage: Eukaryota; Metazoa; Chordata; Mammalia; Perissodactyla; Equidae
Gene: AKAP12
Product: A-kinase anchoring protein 12
Biological process (GO): regulation of protein kinase C signaling; signal transduction
Cellular component (GO): cytoplasm
Molecular function (GO): protein kinase A binding; calmodulin binding
Source: RefSeq, a predicted model, not a curated record
CGCGUCUCCUUCAUUCGCAGCCUGGGCGCGUUCGGAGGAGGACGCGAGAGGAGGGCGCUCUUGGGACCUCGCGGCUUCUGCUCUUGCCCGCGUCCCUGCGGCUGGGGAAGGCGUAACCGGGUUGCCGGGCGCGGGAGAACCGCGGAGAAGCCAUGGGCGCCGGGAGCUCCACCGAGCAGCGGAGCCCGGAGCAGCCGGAGGCGGGGAGCGCGACGCCGGCCGAGCCCGAGCCCAGCAGCGGCGGCCCCGCGGCGGAGGCGGCGCCCGGCGCCUCGGGGGACCCGGCCCUCGCCGCCCCGGACCCCGCCAGCAAGCUCCUCCAGAAGAAUGGUCAGCUGUCCCCUGUCAACGGCUUAGCCGAGCAAGAAGAGCUCAGCCUCCAGGAGGGAGCCCUGAAUGGCCAGGAGGAGGAAGUCAUUGUCACCGAUGAUGUUGGACAGAGAGAAUCUGAAGAUGUGAGUGAAAGGGACUCAGAUAAAGAGAUGGCUGCUAACGCGGCGGUUGUCCAGGACAUCACAAAGGAUGGGCAGGAGGAAAUGCCUGAAAUGAUGGAACAGAUUCCUUCUUCAGAGAGUACUCUGGGGGAGCUGACACAAGCUGCUGAGUCCCAGGCUAAUGAUGUUGGAUUUAAGAAGGUGUUCAAGUUUGUCGGCUUCAAGUUCACUGUGAAAAAGGAUAAGGCCGAGAAGUCUGACAGUGUCCAGCUACUCACCGUCAAAAAAGAUGAAGGCGAAGCUGCCGGAGGAUCGGAUGGGGCUGGUGACCACCCGGAGCCCAGCCGGGAGACCGGAGAAGCAACACCGAAGGACAGCGAACUGAGACAGUCCACGGAGAAGCCUGAAGAGACUCUCAAACACGAGCAGAGCAGCCCGGAAAUUCCUCUUCCGGCUGAGUCUGGUCCAGCAGCUGGGGAGGGCAAAGAGGAAGGAGAAGAGAAACGAGAAACAGAACCCACCAAAUCUCCAGAGUCCCCGACCAGCCCGGUGGCCAGUGAAACAGCAUCCCCCUUCAAGAAAUUCUUCACUCAAGGGUGGGCUGGCUGGCGAAAAAAGACGAGUUUCAGGAAGCCUAAGGAGGAGGAGCUGGAAGCGUCAGAGAAGAAGAAGGAACAAGAGGCAGAAAAAGUAGACACAGAAGAGAAUGGGAAGACAGAAGAUGCUUCGGAGAAACUGGCUACUUCUGAACAACCCCACCUGCAGGAGCCCACAGAGGGCCCUAAAGACGCCGGAUUGUUAACUGACUAUGAAAAAGCGGCGGUGCCAUCUGGCGAUCAAGUGCAGGGACCUCCUGAAGAGAAAACUGCCCCUUUAGCCACAGAAAUCUUUGAUGAGAAAGUAGAGAUUGUUGCAGAAGUCCAUGUGAGCACUACAGAGAAGAAAACAGAGGAGCAGACAGCUGAGGCCGAGGAAAGAGGAGAGUCUUUGCCGCCUGAGAAAUUGGUGGAAGCAGAUGUGGAACUUGAGGCAGCUGAACCUGCUGAGGAUCUGAAGGCCGAGGACGCGUGUGCCCCCGGAGGGGAACAGACCAAGCCCAGCGAACUAAGUCUUCAUGAAAAACCAGUGUCUACACAGCCCGAAGGCGUUGUAAGCGAGGCGGAAAUGCUGUCGUCACAAGAGAGAAUAAAGGUGCAAGGAAGUCCUCUAAAGAAACUGUUUACCAGCACUGGCUUAAAAAAGCUUUCUGGAAAGAAACAGAAAGGGAAAAGAGAAGAUGAAGAGUCAGGGGAACACCCAGGUUCAGCAGACUCUCCAGAUAGUACAGACGAGCAGAAGGGCGAGAGCUCUGCCUCGUCCCCUGAAGAGCCCGAGGAGAUCACGUGUCUGGAGAAGGGCGUCGCCGAUGUCCACCAGGAUGCCGACGUCGAAGAAGGAACGACUUCGGACGGAGAAAAAAAGAGAGAGGGUGUUACUCCCUGGGCAUCCUUCAAAAAGAUGGUGACGCCCAAGAAACGUGUGCGGAGGCUUUCUGAAAGUGAUAAAGAGGAGGAACUGGAGAAGAUGAAGAGUGCCACCUUGUCGUCCACUGAGAGUGCCGCCUCGGAGAUGCAGGAGGAAGGCAAAGGCAACGGAGAGGAGCAGAAGCCCGAAGAACCAAAGCGCAAGGUGGACACGUCGGUGUCCUGGGAAGCUCUAAUUUGUGUGGGAUCUUCCAAGAAAAGAGCAAGAAAAGCAUCCUCUUCCGACGAGGAAGGAGGACCAAAAACAGUGGGAGGAGACAGCCAAAAGCCAGAAGAAACAGGAGCAGACACUGUGCCUGCUGGUUCCCAGGAACACGAUCAAGGGCCAGGAAGCUCCUCGCCUGAGCAGCCUGGGAGCCCCUCCGAAGGGGAGGGCGUUUCCACCUGGGAGUCAUUUAAGAGAUUAGUCACCUCCAGGAAAAAACCGAAGGCGAAACUGGAAGAGAGAAGUGAAGACUCUGGAACUGGGUCUGGUCUAGAACAUUCCGCCUCGGAUGUUGAACCCGGAAAAGAAGAGUCUUGGGUUUCCAUUAAGAAGUUUAUUCCUGGACGAAGGAAGAAAAGGGCAGAUGGGAAGCAAGAACAAGCCACGACUGAAGAUAUGGGGCCAGCCGAGGUCAACGAAGAUGAUUCUGAUGUCCCGGCUGUGGUACCUCUGUCUGAGUACGAUGCAGUCGAAAGGGAAAAAAUUGAAGCUCAGCAAGCCCAAAAAGAGGAGGCGCCUGAGCCAAAGGCGGCUGUUCAUGUGUCUGAGGAGCUCAGUAAGAGUCUGGUUCAAGCGGUGACCGUGGCUGUCGUCGACGGGACAAGGGCCGUCACCAGUAUUGAGGAAAGGUCGCCUUCUUGGAUAUCUGCCUCUGUGACAGAACCUCUUGAACAAGCCGAAGAUGAUGCUGAAGCGCAAACUGGGGAGGUAUUUGAAAGAGAAGUCAUUGCCGAGGAAGCACCCAUUGUUCCCAAAACUCUGCCUGAGGGCCAAGAUGCCAGUGAGGUGGAGUUCACUUCUGAAGCUGUGACAGCUACCGAGGCAUUUUGUGCUGAAGAAACAACAGAAGCUUCUGGUGCCGAAGAGACCACGGACAUGGUCUCGGCUGUUUCCCAGUUAACUGAGUCUCCAGACACCACAGAGGAAGCGACACCAGUUCAGGAGGUGGAAGGCGGCAUGCCAGACGCAGAAGACCAAGAGAGGCGAACUCAGGAGGUCCUGCAAGCCGUCGCAGAAAAAGUGAGAGAAGAAUCUCAGCUGCCUGACGCCCGAAGGCCAGAAGACACCAUGGAGACGACGCAGAGGGAAGAGUCAAAAACACCAGAGAAGGUGGAAGAAGCACAAGAUUCUCAGGCAGUAGAAGUGAAGAAAGAGAUGGACGUAGUGUUGAAAGAACACCUACAAGAAACUAAAACUGAGACUUUGAUGCAAGAUAAGGAGAUUGCACAGCCCAUCCAAGAAAGCUUGGAAAAAGUUCCUCAAGUCACGGGGAGUGUCGAGUCCAGUGAGCUCGUAACCACGUGUCAAGCUGAAACCUUGGUUGGGGUAAAAUCAGAGAUUAUAUCAGAACAGGCUGUUGCUCCAGACUCAGCUGAAACCCUUACAGACAGUGAGACCAAUGGAAGCACCCCAGUGGCAGAUUUUGAAGCUCUAAGUGUAACACAGCAAGACAAGGUCAUGGAAAUCCAUGAAGAUAAGGAGGUGGCAUCUGGUACACAAUCACAGGUCGGAGAAGAUGAGGCAGUUCCUGAACCGAAAGAGAUAUCUCCAGUACCUUCUACUUUUCAGCCCCAGGAAGAAAAUAAAGAACAUUCAAAAAUGGAAGACGUUCUAGAACACACGGAUGAAGAGCUAUCAGCAGAAACUGUACCCGUUCUUUCAAAGACUGAGGUGAUUCAAGAGGCUGCCCGAGGUGCUGAUGAGGAAACCAAAGACGUCCCAUUUGUCGAAGGACUUGAGGUGUCUACAGACACGGAAAUAACAACCAGUCAGAAAAAGAUAACUGACGUUACCCUUAAAGACGAAGUUCCUGAAGAAGCUGAGUUGCAAAAGAAGGAUGAUAUUGAAAUCCAGAGUCAAGCUGAGUCUCUUCCAACCCCAGUAGAGAGUGAGAUGGUCGUUCAAGAAGAAAAGGAGAAAAUGGAAGCAAAGCCAACCCAAAUGAGUGAAGAGAAACUUGAGCAAAAACCAGCUGUUCCCAUGUCUGAAAUGCUCAGUGAGCAACUAGUUCAGACAGUUCAGGUGACCGUCAUAGAUGGGGAAAAGGAAGUUGUCAGUUUUGAAGAAAGUUCGUCUUUGCUAGUUCAAGAGGAGGUGGCAUGCACAGAAAUUCAAGUUCAGAGCUCUGAGGCACCGUUAGCUCUAACAGUGGCAGCAGUGGAGGAGAAGGUCUUAGGAGAAACCGUCAAGAUUUUAGCACAGGCUGAAACUUUGGAAUCUGCAGACGCACAUUUAGUACCAGAAGAAAAAUCCUCUGAGAAAGAUGAAGACUUGAGUGCUCAGCCGGGGGACGAGGCAGCACCCACAGGAACUGAGACUCAGGCAGAAUCUACACCGGAAGUAAUAUCUGCCACCCCCGAGAGAGGCAUCCAUGCUGACCUGGAAGAAGAUAAAACCACGUCGCAGAAACAGAAGCUCGAUGAAGAUGGUGAGCAGGUUGUCUGUCUGGAAGUCAGAAAGGUGGAAACAAGAGAGGCAGAUUUAAAGGCUGAAAAUGAGAUUUCGAAACUUGAGACUGAGAGCGGUAAACUGGUGCAAAAUGUAAUUCAGACGGUCGUUGACCAGUUAGCCAGUGCAGAAGCAGCCGCCUCUGACUUCCAGACACAGGCUCAACCCGUAAUAGCUGACAGCCAGGAAGCUGGGCAGAAAAUUGAGGAAGGAGAGAGGGAACUUCAGGCCUCUGUGCAGGAGGAAACACCUACCAUGGCAGCCGAAGAGGAGUCUGUGCUCACCACUGUGGAGCACACACAUUCAGAUGUUUCCACAGAUGGGAAGGACGCUUUGGAAGAGACCACGACCUUUGAAGUAGAAAGCUCCAGGGUAAAUGACCAGCAGCUUGAAGAGGUAACUGUCCCAUCAGAGGGAGACAGAGAAGCAACUGGAACAAAGUCUGUGCCGGAAGAAGAUGAUGGUGCCGGGUUAGGAGAAAGAACAGAGAAGUCACUGCUUGAAUCCCAGGAAGAUGGAAAGGAUGGCGCUGUUGAUUACCCUGAGGACCAGAACGCGGCCCUGGAAGAUGCUGAGGCCUCAGGAGGCUUAACCAGAGAGUCCUCGGAUGCAAAUGGACCAAAACUAAAAGAGAAGGAAGCUGGCCGGGAAGGAGAAUUUCAGGAAGGAAAAGUGCACAGCGAUUCAGAAAAAGAGAGCAAAACACAAACACAGGAGGAAACACAGAAACAAGAGAGAGAACCAGCAAAAUCAGAACUUACAGAAUCCUAAAACAUCAUGUACAUGGUGUAUUUGCAAGACCAGAAUGUGAAGACAAGUAGUAGAAGAAAAAGGAAUGCUGCUGAGAAGACUGAAGACCGUGAGAUUUCAGAACUCGGAGACCCGAAGAGCAGGCACGUCAGCUGAUCUCGUGUCUCGAACCCCCGACAAUCCUGAGGCUGCAUCAGGAGCGAGAGCCAUUUAGCAUUUCCUCUUUUCAAGACCACCCUGUUAAUGUCCCUUGAUACAAUAUAAUGUUUCUGAUUUAACAUCCUAAAUUCUUAACCUGGAACUGGACGUGGCAACACCUGGUCCUACUUCGCAAACUGGAGCAUCAUUCUUUAUGUAUUUAUAUGUAUGUUUUAAGUACUCCUCCUUCUGUAUCUAUUGUAUAUUUUUUCUGAAUGUUUCAGGCAGUGUGCAGUGUAGUAUACAUUUCCUUUGUAUCACACACUAUAUGAUGGGGCGUGCCGCCAUGGGGAAGCCUUAAGCCUCAGUUAUACCCUGUGAAAACAGAGCUUCCUAGAAACAACAUUCCUGACCAGAAGCUACAAUUCUUAUUUUAAAAAUUCACUAAGGACUAGGUCCAUGUUUAGUAUUACUCUGAAAUUGGUCACUUUCUAUUAUGCACAGUGUGCUAAAAAUAAAAAGCUUUUUUUUUUUUUUGAAACACACAGAAUGUUCCAUUGUUACUGUGAAAUUUUCCUUUCUAGCCCAGUGGAGGUUGGAAGGAAGCUUUUUCCAGUAAUGGAUUAACUUUAAGUCUUUUCUCCUACUGUCAUGGUUGUUGGGACAGGUGAGUGUGCUUAGUCCUGAGGCCGAGCGGUGAAAUGUUUCUCAUGUUAUCAAAAGAAUUGACUGUUUUAAGUUUUUGAUUCUACUCUCACAUGCUGGACCCCGUUCACGCACAGCAUAAAAGAAGUCAGGCUCUUCACAGAUGGUAUUUUGCUAGAUGCUGGAUUGUCUGUGCCAUAUUUGUGCCCACUCUUCUAAGAACAAUGUUGCAGUCUGUUCAUUUGGAUAAAUUGUGAUUUGACAACUGAUUUAAAUAAAAUAUUUGCUUCAUUUAGA